UUAUGGGAAAUGUAGGACAAUGACUUAUACAUCAUGUAUGCUGUUUUCAAAAAUCAGCCACAUGUAGCUACCUCAGAAGACAACAUUCUGUCCAAACAUUUAAUACGGACAUGACUCGAUGCUUUCUUGCAUUCUAGCACACACAUGGCAGGUAGCAUGUUACAUUUCGGACGCACCCGAAGUCCAUUCAUUCCCCGCAUUAGCAACUGAUUUCCGGAAACCAGCUUUAACAUGGCCCCGCCUCCGAACUCUUUCAUCCAAUCGACAAGUAGCUCAUUUGCUUAAACCCCGCCUUCACGCCUGUCUCUCUAGCGCGAGACCAGCACGCUCGCGCACUCCCAUCUCUCCCUGUGUAAUUUUUGUAAACAUGGCUGCGAUAUUGGCUUCUGAACCCCAGCGCUCCCAAACAUAAACUAUUCAUUCAGCAGCAACGGGAGGACGGAGCAGUAAGAUGAAGUAACGGAAUGAUGCUGCAUUGGGUCGUUUUUAAAAGACAAGAAGAAUAAGAAGACGAAGAUGACCACCGACUGAUAUUUACCUUAAACAGCGACUGAGCUGAACGGCAGAAAGUUUUCUCUGUGUGAAGUUUGACAGCCACUUGGCUUGCUAGAGAGCAAACUUAGCCUAGCUAGCAAACUAUUCAAGCUAGUCUGACGUUAGACUAGAUGUUUAUUCACAUUUGGAGAUAUUUAGAUGAAUAGCGAGACCUUUGGAUGAAAUUUCGAGUCAGUUGUGUUAAUAUAAGUUUUAAGGAGAGAACUAGCUAUACCAGCUCGGUACUGAACACGGGUCUGUACAGGGACAUCACCACUGUGGGUUUCCUUUUGGGCUUUUUUUUUGUUAUUUAAAUGAGCGAAUGAAUGAAUAAUGUUACUCCUUUAUCCUGAGAGGAUGGAUUUGGUGUAAUACCGUUACAUCAUUAUCCCCAAGUAGGAACUUAGAAAGGAAAUGCAAUGGUGCUGCUACAAUCCUUCAUAAUCAUCCAUCCAACAAGUCCGUCUUGCUAAAAAUACAUCAGCUGCUCUGCUUUGGAUAUCAACAGCUCUGUGUGUCGGAAACAUGUUUUCUCCAAAAUCUCCGAAGCCGACAUUUACUUCAUAUCUUUCCCCACUUCAGACUGAUGCGAAGAAAUAUCUCCCUGUCUCCACCAAGAAACUCGAGGCCAGACUCUUACCAGGGGAGAUCGUGGUAAACGAGGCAAACUUUGUGCGGAAGUGCAUUGGGGCAGACAGCAGUCAAGAUGACCUGUGGGGAAAACUCAUCUGCACCAACUUCAAGGUGUCCUUCGUUACCCAUGAUUCCUUGCCACAACAGAGGUUCCAGUGUGUCCACCGCCUCUUGGGAGAACACGAUGUCCCGCUGACAUGUGUGGAGCAGGUCGUGACUGUAAAUGAUGCGAAGGGUAAGCAGAAGGUUCUGGGCUCCAAUAAGAAGCUAAAGUUUAAUCCCACCGAGUUAAUCCUGUACUGCAAGGAUUUCCGGAUCGUCCGCUUCCGCUUCGAUGAGGCUGGACCUGAGAGUGCCAAGAAGGUUUGCCUUGCUAUUGCACACUACUCUCACCCAGCCGACAGUCAACUACUGUUUGGGUUCGAGUACGUUGGUACGUGCUUCUACGGCUCCUCAGGUGAGAAGGUGAAUGGAGUGGACUCGGGGAAGGGUGUGCAGACAGCCAUGUUUGACUGCUCUUCUGACUGGGACAGAGAGAUCAAACGCUCCGGUGCUACAGAAUGGAGAGUGUGUGCCAUUAAUGAGGAGUAUUUGGUCUCCCCAAGUCUCCCGGAGUUCUUUGUAGUCCCGUGUUCCUUGGCAGAUCAGGACCUGAAGCAGUACGCCUGUUACUUUAAAGCUCAACGUCUCCCGUUAUGGUGCUGGAAUCAUCCCAAUGGGAGUGCCCUGGUUCGUAUGUCCAGCAUCACCGAGCCCCAGCAGCAGAGGAAGCUAGAUCAAAGGAUUUGCAGCGCAAUAAUCAAAAGCCACCCGAUGCGCAGCAACGUCCUAAAGACAGAUUUGGACAAGAGUCUGCCGAGCAUCCAGGAGAUCCAGGCUGCAUUAGUGAAGCUGCGGCAGAUCUGUGUGAUUGAGCCCUUCGAGGAGUCUGAAGAGAAGUGGCUGUCGUCCAUGGAAAGUUCACGGUGGAUGGAAUAUGUCAGGGCGUUUUUGAGGCAUGCAGUGGAGGUCAUCUUCAUGCUGGAGGGGAAGCAAUCCUCUGUCAUUCUGCAAGAAGAAGAAGACCGGGAUUUGAGCUGCGUCAUUGCGUCUCUGGUGCAGCUCAUGUGCGACCCUCAUUGCCGGAGUCUGGCAGGUUUUCAGGGCCUGGUGCAGAAGGAGUGGGUGAUGGCUGGCCAUCGCUUCCUCGACCGUUGCAAUCAUUUGAAGAAGAACGACAAGGAGGAGUCUCCCCUGUUUUUGCUGUUCCUGAACUGCGUAUGGGAGUUAAUGGAACAGUACCCAGCAGCCUUCGAGUUCACAGAGGUGUACCUCACGGUGCUGAGCGACAGCAUGUGGGUCCCUGUGUUCAGCACUUUCCUUUUCAACUGCCCACGACAAAGGGCUGAACACAGCAGGGACUUUGCCCUGAGUAAGAGUAUAUCCCUGGGACAUGACAAAGUUCUGCAGUUCCCACCUGUGUGGGACUGGUCGCAGCAGUUCAGCCUGAAAGAUCAGACUCUCUUUAACAAUCCUCUGUACGUGGGCAAGAGCACCCCCUGUGUGCACAACGGCACGGUGCGGACCUUCACACACAGGCGUAGCAAGAAAAACUACAGUUCCACACUGCGAGGUCUGCCUUCAGAGCUGAAGAAUGGCGGUCUGACUGUACUUGAUACUCUGCCACGACGUAAUUCUUUGAUGCCGCGACUCCGUACUGACGCUUCACAGGCGAACGAGAAGCAGGAGAGCCCUGCCGAACACUUCCUGCAGGACUGGAUUUCUCGGCCAGCCGACCUGCAGGGUUUGCUGCUGCCACAGCUCCUGCCUUCCCAUCUACCCCUAUGGAAGCUCUACUUCCUGCGCUGGGUGCCCGAGGCCCGCAUCCCCAACGGUGGCCCCAUCACCACCUUCCACAAGCUCUCUGUGCUGGUGGACGAGAUAGAAAUUCUACAGAAUCAGCUGAGGCAGUACACAGGAGGGGCGACUCCAGCACGCAGCCCCCAGGAUGAACCCAGCAAAAUGUACUUUAGGGCAGGAUUGUCUCCAAGCGAGUCCCCUACUCCUCCUGAGUUCCUCAGCUCCUCAUUCCCCUUCUCCCCCAUGGGCAAUCUGUGUCGCCGCAGCAUCCUGGGUACUCCCCUCAGCAAACUCCUCAACGGAGCCAGAAUCUGGCUGUCCACAGAGACGCUGGCCAAUGAGAACCUCUGAAAACCUGAAGCCUGAUUAGAGGCCUCCACGCAGCAGUUGGAUUGGUGUAGCGUCACUGUGCAUGAUUGGAAGCCUCUAGAAUGUUCUCCCGUAUUCACACUGGUCCAUUUGGCUGGUCGGUUCUUUUAAAGAGCUCUUCAGCCACAUGCCAACAUCAGAAUAAUACUGGUUAGUUGCGAUGGUGUGUAUUUGGCAAUGGACAAAGAAAAGUCAUAGCUAACACUGAAUCAUGCUGUGACGUUAAGAUAGAGAUUCUUUUAUUUCUGUGCUGGUUUGAUUUACUAAAGAUUUAGUCUGUUGUCCAGUAGGCAUGAGCCAAUAUUAGAAUUUCAUAUCACCGUAACUGCCCAGAUUGCCUGGAUUCUAAGUGCAGUUUUUGUAAUUACCAAGAAAUUACGCCUCAGUGGGAGAUGUUCCAUGGUUCUGUCUAUCCUUGAACUCUCAUCUAAUGAAUAUUGCAAUAUGGUGUAUAAAUCGGUACAUGCCUAUUGUUCAGAAUUUAUUUGCCAGUCUUUGGGUGUGGUGUUUUUUUUUUUUUUUUUUUUUUUGUUUUUUUUUUUUUGUUUUGUUUUUUUUCUUCUCCAUUUACAAAGCACCAGUAUGAAUUCGCACAUUCUUCUACAUAGUUUCACGCUUUCUGAACUGCCAGUACUGAUUAAUUUCUUGUUUUUUUGGGGGAGUUAUGGCAUUAGGAUAAAUGAUGAAAGUAGGACUGUAAGUUAAGCCUGUGGUAGAAAAAUCUUUUAACACUUUUUUUCUUUUAAAUUUUAUUUUAGUAUGUAUAGUUAUAUCGAUUUUGUAAGAGGCCUUCUGGAAAGGUCUAACCGUAGGUAGCUAUUAUUAAAAUUGUGACUUGUAUGGGUAAUGUCAGGGAUUGCCCACAAUAACCCCCAAAAUGCAGGUGACUACUGUGCACUCACAGUGAUAUCUAACACACACAGGCUGGUCCUCGUCUGUUAGAUCCCUCACCCAACAGACGCACAGAAUAGCUGCUCCGAAUGACUGACUACUGCUCCAACCAAUCAGCUGGUUGAACUGGUACAGCAGUCGAGUGCACCGUAUCCCAAUAGGCACAUAGUGAAUUAGCUUUAGAUUGGAAAGUCGAGCUUGUAAAGGUAGGUUAGGAGUUUUAUUGGGGGAGGGAGGGGGGACAGCACUUCUUACCUCUGUUUUUUUUUUUGUUUUUUUUUUUGUUUUUUUUUUAACUGGACAGUCAUCUUUUGUUUGAUCUGUAGCCUUCUAUAAAGACAUGAAUUUAUCUUAGUUGUAGAUCAGGGUUUGGGACGAGGGUGGACGAUAUGUUGAUCUAAAUAUCACAAUAAAUUGUCAUGAUAUACUUUUCUGAAAGUAUCCUAAGGAUUGUUGUCUAAUUGUGUUAUUACUCACAGUAGCAAGUAGUGUAUUGGAUAUUAAUAUAAUUUCCCCUACUUUUUCUUCCUAAAAACAAAAAUAAUUUGCAGGUUUUUUUUUUUUAAAUGAUUAUUUUAUUUAAUUCUACUAAUUUGACUGUUUUAGUGAAACAAACAUGUAUUGUAAGAAUGCCUUCAGACAUUGUGAUGUUUUUUGACAUAUGGCCCACCCUUAUAUUGUAAACAUGUAUUUGGAUGCAACUUUAUUUUUUACCUUUUGUUGUCAUAAAUAUGGUACUUUUUUCACCCAUUAAUUCCGAAUAAUAUUUUUGUGAUUAGUUUACCACUAAUGCAGUGCACUCGAAGCUGUUGACCAUAAAAAAAAUUACUUGACCUUAACACAUUUUAAGAUUUUUCACGAAACAGCGUUGAUAUUUAUUUAGAUAUGCAAAGAAGCUGAACCAGGGUUGUUUAUUCUAAUCCUGUGUGCCUUUUUGAAAUCGUGGCCUUGCUAUUCAGUGGAUGUUUUUCUUUCUGGUCCUUUCUCUCAGGCUGUAACAUGCCGGCACUGCCUCCUACAUCAGUGGCUAAACUCAACAUAAUUCCAAAGCUAUGUGUGGUCAUGUGUAGAAUUGUGUUAAGUAUAAGCUAUGAGGUGGUGUGCUGGGCUUCUGUACAUCUAAAAGGGCUCUGAUGAACUGAACUAUUCUCCGCGCUACGGGGCCCGACUCUGAGCCGCUAUGCAAGACACCAUGCUUCUGAUUUGUUUCCUUGUGAAUUAAAAAUGGGUUGACACUUCUACUUGCUAUUUGAUUGAUUUAUUUUUUCUAAUCUCAGACAUGGCACAGGCUCUUACACACUCAUACUUUUUAAAACCACUUUGAAAGAAAUAUACAGGUUGUUGGUUUACAGAGGGUUUGUUGUUGUACAUUAAAAGAAAACAUAUUUCUCGUGUUGAUGUAUGUUAGAUCAACGGCAGUUAACCUACGCUUGAGUCGGUUUAAUGUGUGGUGUUGAGUGUGUGUGGUUAUUAAACCAAAUUUCAUUGCAUAAUAAUGAACAGAAUAAAACCACCAGAUUUAAUAGCUUAAAAACAUUCAUUCAAGACAUUUAAUUUAUAACGAAGAAACUACGGAUCCACGAGUCUUAAUGUCACUACUGUGCGUCGUGUUCAGUAUGCUGUAACACCCCUGAUUUGGCUCAUCAGAUCUUUAUCCAAGCUUUCAUGAACCGGGGUGGUUUAUUAUCUACCUGGGUGAAGUUUCCCCGAAAGCAGCACUUCACUAACGUCAUUCCUAAAUGAUUUAGCAAGCGAUUAUCUCCCCGAAUUCGGUGGGGUCACUCGGGACACCGUUACAUUUCAAUUUACUGGCUGAUGUUCCAGGAAGAAAUGAAACUGUGGGGGAAGACACUUCUCUACUCUACCUCGCUGUUUUACCGAGUGUUUUUCUUGCCAAAACUCUGAGCCAAUAAAUAAUUUAAUAAGGUCAUUGAUUCUGCAUAAAAUCUUGCUGUUGUAAAGGCUUAACCUUAUUUAACCUACUACCACAUGUAACCAAUCUGGAUUUUGUCUUGUAAGUAAUGGGAGAAACCUGGAUAUUUUUGAUGACCGGACACAUGGGAUGAGAUCAGACCUCAGAUGUUUUAAAGCACGUGCUCAGUGCACGCAGCUUUGUACUGCAGUUU
This is a messenger RNA of Ictalurus furcatus (blue catfish), 6392 nucleotides long. RefSeq names its product myotubularin related protein 10 (gene mtmr10). The transcript has 16 exons. Bases 1060 to 3357 code for a protein of 765 amino acids. The record is from RefSeq and is a predicted model, not a curated record. NCBI's taxonomy places the organism in Eukaryota, Metazoa, Chordata, Actinopteri, Siluriformes, Ictaluridae.